AAGAAGGAAAGCUUCCCAUUUUCCAAGUUGGAGAAGGCAAACGCUUGCUGAGAUGGUAUCCUCGUAAUUCUACGAUACCCACAUGCCCAUUUUGGUAGAGUAGCUUUUGAAGAGAUCAGAGGAAAGUAUAAACUCCCCGUGCCUGCUUUGGCUUUUCUUACCCAGUCAUCAACUUGAAAUGGCUAUCGCUUUAUUGGUUCUAACUCUUCGGGCAGACAUGAUGGGUUCAGUCAUGUUCACUUGCAGAAAUCGUUAAUCACAGAUUUAGGGAGAGAUUUGAGGAGUUGAUAAUGGGCAGAGAUGGUAAAGUGGAAGUGAUCAACAGCAAGGGUUGCUCAAGGCUGUUUGUGGGACUUUCAGCUUCAAUCCCUUCUUUUAGAGGUUUGCAAUCUUUCGAGCCAAUGUCUACUGUCACAUCCUCCGCUGGGUCUGAAUCAGUUUUGUUUCGAUCAAACGGUCCUUUUGCUGGUCUUGUUAUAUGUGUCACAGGUCUAUCUAAAGAAGCAAGGAAGCAAGUAAUGGAAGCAACAGAGAGAUUAGGUGGUCAGUACAGCUCCAAUUUGCAUCCUCAAUGUACCCACUUGGUUGUCCAGAGCUUUGGUGGACGCAAGUUCGAGCAUGCUGUGAAGCAUGGAUCAAAAAAUGGUCUCUUUGUUGUUACACUUGGAUGGUUUGUGGACAGUGUCAAAAGGAAUGUGAGGCUGGGUGAAUCUCUCUACAGUGUGAAGAGCGUUGGAGAAAAUGAUGUGCGCUUGGAUGACUUAAAUCGACUUGUUGGUUUCAGUGGCACUGAAAAUUCCUGUCUUCCAUCUGGUUUUAAUGAUCCCAAGAAAUUUGAAAUGAUUGAACGACUGCAUAAAAAAUCAUCUGGAAGAAGUUCUGGUCGAAGUAUUGAAGCAAUUUUUUCUGGUAAUUCCUUGUAUGUUGAUUCAGACAUUUCAGAUGAACUGCGGAAUAAGGUUUAUGAAGCAGCUAGAGGAGAAGAUGCUAUGUUUUUGGACCAAUGGUUUGUUGGUUGCACGGCAAGUCAUGUAGUAUGUGAAGGGGCCUCUAUCCAAAGAUAUCUUGGCCACUCUAACAACCUUGUGACUCCACUUUGGGUUCUAAAAACAGCAAAGGAGAAACAUGUCCAGAGGCUUGUUUAUAUGUCUGCUGAUCUAGCCAGGCAGGUUGGGAUGAUGCUUGGAAAUUUUCAAAAUGGCAUUGCGGGGCAGGAAAUAAAUGGCGGAAAUGCCCCUCAAGAUGUUCAGAAUUUGAGGAGUAAAACAAGCCAUGGAGGAAGGCAACAGAUUGUGAAUUUUGCUAAAAGCUUGGUUAGAAGUCGUCGCGGUCGUCGAAUGCAGACCUGUCAAACUCCGAUUCGUCCAAUAACCCCGAGCAGCCUUCUGGAUUCAAUCUGCUGGUCAAUAUCUGAGCCAACCUCAACUGCUUCUAUUUACACAGACUCUUUAAGUUGUGAUGAUGUUAGUGAACAUCAUACAUCUGUGUUCUUUGAUGCAAAGGGGGACACCAAGGAUUCAGAAGCUUCCUUUGCAAACCUAACACGACCGCUUACAGAAAGUGAGAAAAAUGAGUUGAUAUUUAAGAACCACUUUCUGACCAUUCUCUUUCCCAUUGACCGGUUUUCUGAAAUGGGACCUUCUUCAAAAACCUUUUUCAGUGAAAAUGGUUUCACAUGUUUGCAGGUGUUGGAUCAUGUAUAUGCAUUUUAUCAGGAGAAUAUGUCAGCUUCAGAAAUAGAAGUUGCAAUUCACACUGAUUCAAGGCAUGCUGAUCGGCUCCGAACCGUAUAUUCGAGUAAAGAAACAGCCGAGCUUGGUUACGUGAUUUUCAGACGAAUCGACUUCUUAGGUAGCAGGAAGAGUUUUGAGAUGUUAAAGCGUGUUGCUGGGGACAACAACAGUAAUGUGUAUGAACUCUUGAUCAGAGCAUAAUGUCAUCUAAUCAGGUAUGGACCAUCUGGGUGAUAAAAUGGUGACCCAUGAGAGCUUGUUUGUUACAAAGCCCUCUUAACAUGGUGAUUCCACAAUUUUCUUUUCUUUUCUUUUCUUUUCUUUUCUUUGUACAAUGUAAGAGUUUCUUUUCUAUCAAUAUGCAGAUAGCAUAUCAUAUCCUUUCAUUAAGUGUGCAUGAGAAACAGACGAGUGAAAUACCAACUUUUUUUUUUUAAUAAUUUUUUUUUUCUUGACAAAGGCACUUUGGGAAAUGCCUGUAAUAUCAUACCAUGUAAAUUGAAUCUUUGCAACGUUUAAGUUUGUAGGUGGGAAACUUUUGAUCGAUGAGCUUGCUGAAAAUAUAAUGUUUUUCUGUUCUAUUG
Messenger RNA from Manihot esculenta (cassava), 2317 nucleotides. RefSeq lists its product as uncharacterized. Bases 291 to 1934 code for a protein of 547 amino acids. The transcript is spliced from 11 exons. NCBI's taxonomy places the organism in Eukaryota, Viridiplantae, Streptophyta, Magnoliopsida, Malpighiales, Euphorbiaceae. The record is from RefSeq and is a predicted model, not a curated record.